Messenger RNA from Stylophora pistillata, 2274 nucleotides. RefSeq names its product gamma-aminobutyric acid type B receptor subunit 2. Gene Ontology annotation, biological process: G protein-coupled receptor signaling pathway; gamma-aminobutyric acid signaling pathway. The record is from RefSeq and is a predicted model, not a curated record. Lineage: Eukaryota; Metazoa; Cnidaria; Anthozoa; Scleractinia; Pocilloporidae. Gene Ontology annotation, molecular function: G protein-coupled GABA receptor activity. Gene Ontology annotation, cellular component: membrane; G protein-coupled receptor heterodimeric complex.
AUGAGUCUGAAAUGCCUCGCUGCUCUUAUACCGUUCAUAUGUUUCACACAUGUAUCUUCCAAAAAAAUUCCGCUAGUCAUCGGCGGAGUGUUCGACAUCGACACAAAGCCUGGAGAUGAAAACUCUGCAAGUAUGAUCCCUAUUGUGCGCAUGGCCAUAAAACAUGUGAACUCCUGUCCCAAAACACUGGUGGACUAUGAACUACAAAUGGAAGUGAAAGAUGUCAAGUGUCAAGACUCCGAUGCAAUCUACGCGUUCACUGAAUUCAUUCGAGAGGAAAAGAGGAAAAUCAUGAUCUUGGGACCAGGUUGUUCCAAAUCAGCAGAACCAUUCGCUAAGGCUGCUCCUUUCUACAACUUGGUUCAAGUGGCCAUGGCAGCCGUAAACCCAGCCCUAUCGUGCGCGAAGAUCUUCCCUACCUUUAUGCGCACCAUACCACCAGAGCAUUUUCAAAACCAAGGAAGAGUGGCGAUAGUGAAACAUUUCAAGUGGAGGAGAGUGGCCAUAAUGCGAGAGAAUAUGGACACAUACCAAGGACUUUCCAACGAUUUGAUAAAAAGGUUGAAAAAGGCCGGGAUACAGUUAGCCAGUGACCAGGCUUUUACUGGUAACGCUGAAUUACAGAUAGAAGCUCUACAGAAAAACGACUUGCGAAUAAUUUUUGGCAUGUUCUCAGAGAAGGCCGCAAGAAAGGUUAUUUGCACGGCUUUUAAGAAGGGGUUUUAUGGUUCUAAAGUCGUAUGGAUUCUGAUGGCCGGUGGGUAUAAAGAACAAUGGUGGGGUUACAAUGAUGUUAAUUGCACCAAAGAGGAACUUUGCAAGGCGCUUGGAAACUUCUUAAGUACCGAGGCGUUGAUGAUUGGAAAAGAUAAUCAGGAUACGAUUGCCGGAAAGAACAUUGAAGAACUCAGAGUUGAGUACAAAACCGAGCUGGCUAAGACUCCUUACAAAGAGCCUAGCCGCCAUGCCGCCUUUGCUUAUGACGCGGUCUGGACCAUAGCACUUACUUUGAACGAGUCAAUCUCCGCACUUCAACAACAAAACGAAACUAGAAACAUGUCAUUGGAAGAUUUCGACUACACAAAUACUGCUAUGAGGAAGACAUUCAUGAAGAUUGCAAAAGGGUUAUCGUUUCAGGGAAUGUCUGGCUUGGUACAAUUUUACAAGAACUCUGACAGGCUCAGCUUGCUUAACAUUGAUCAGCGUCAACGUGGUGUGAUGAAACGAAUUGGAACUUACGACAUGAAAAGGAAACUCAUCGUCGUCGAUAGGAGCCAAACGGCGCUGUGGGAAGCUGAAAAGGUUCCAGCCUGCACGAUUAAAAAAAUCUUUGUUCCGCGGUACCUUCCAAAGAGCAUGGUAUUUGCCAUGGAUGGAUUGUGCGCACUUGGCAUCAUCUUUGCUGCAGGGCUCUUCUUCUUCAACGUUAAGUACCGAGCUGUCAGGCAUAUUCGAAUGUCUAGCCCGAAUAUGAAUAACAUCAUCAUUGUGGGAUGUGUUUUGAUUUACGUUUCUGGAAUCCUUUUCGGCAUUGACACUGAAAUCGUCUCAAAGAAGACUCACGAGAGAGUGUGUCAGACUAGCGCCUGGACGGCAUCAUUUGGAUUUACCAUGGCUUUUGGCGCUCUAUUCUCGAAAACAUGGAGGAUUCAUCGCAUUUUUAUGAACAAACUUAAGAAAACGGUUAUUCAAGAUUACCAGCUGAUUAUUGUAGUAAUUCUUCUCCUGAUGAUCGAUGCAUGUAUCCUUUCCACCUGGCAAAUAUUGGAUCCCAUGCAUACGACAUCUAAGACCUUCCCAAGGAUGAUUGACCAAGACGCCGACAUUGCCCUCUACCCAUACCAGACCCUCUGCACUUCAAAAUAUGAAAGCCUGUGGACAGGCUUGCUGUAUGGUUACAAAGGCUUUCUUCUCCUAUUUUGCACAUACUUGGCAUGGGAAACUCGAAAAGUCCACAUACCAGCGCUGAAUGACUCCAAACAAAUCGGCUUUGCUGUGUACAAUGUGUUCAUUCCUUGUGUCAUUAUCAUUCCGAUACUCAACCUACUAAGCAACCGCAGUGAUGCAGUGUACUUGUUGAGCACUUUACUGUGCAUAUUCUGUACCACGAUCACACAGUGCCUGAUCUUCGUUCCAAAGAUUUCUACGAUGAAACGCACAAAUGGUGACCCCUCCAAUUCCAAGAAUGGCUCAUUCUCUACUGGCAGCUCUGUUAGCAGCAAAAUUUAUCCAUCACUUAAAGCAAACAGCCUUAAUAAUAAUGCAGAGAAAUAA